Cercocebus atys (sooty mangabey) is the source of this 6699-nucleotide messenger RNA. RefSeq names its product kinesin family member 21A (gene KIF21A). Lineage: Eukaryota; Metazoa; Chordata; Mammalia; Primates; Cercopithecidae. Gene Ontology annotation, molecular function: ATP binding; microtubule binding; microtubule motor activity. The coding region runs from base 378 to 5489 and encodes 1703 amino acids. The record is from RefSeq and is a predicted model, not a curated record. The transcript is spliced from 39 exons. Gene Ontology annotation, biological process: microtubule-based movement; mitotic spindle organization.
UCCGGCCGCUGGGAGGCCGCGUCCCCAGCGGAGGGGGCAGGGCGCACUCACCCGGCCGCCCCGAGGCCGCCGGCGGCCUGUUGGCUUCUCCACCGGCGCGGUCACCGUUCAAGCGCGCUCCGUCCCCGCCCCAGAUCCUGGGGGGUGAGCGGGGGAGAAGGGGCGGGCACCCGCGAGCAGUGAAUCACCUCCUCCUCUUGCUGCCUCACCGCCGCCGCCACCUUUCCAUUCAGUCGCCCAACAUGGCUGGAGCGCGGCGGAGGUGAGCCGGCCGCCCGCAGACGCCCCAGCCUACUGUGCCCGAGUCCCGCGGCCCCGGCGGCGCCUCAGCUCUGCGGUGCGGAGGCCCAACGGCCCUGUCGCCGCCCGCCGCCAGCAUGUUGGGCGCCCCGGAUGAGAGCUCCGUGCGGGUGGCUGUCAGAAUAAGACCACAGCUUGCCAAAGAGAAGAUUGAAGGAUGCCAUAUUUGUACAUCUGUCACACCGGGAGAGCCUCAGGUCUUCCUAGGGAAAGACAAGGCUUUUACUUUUGACUAUGUAUUUGACAUUGACUCCCAGCAAGAGCAGAUCUACAUUCAAUGUAUAGAAAAACUAAUUGAAGGUUGCUUCGAAGGAUACAAUGCUACAGUUUUUGCUUAUGGACAAACUGGAGCUGGCAAAACAUACACAAUGGGAACAGGAUUUGAUGUUAACAUUGUUGAGGAAGAACAGGGUAUUAUUUCUCGAGCUGUUAAACAUCUUUUUAAGAGUAUUGAAGAAAAAAAACACAUAGCAAUUAAAAAUGGGCUUCCUCCUCCAGAUUUUAAAGUGAAUGCCCAAUUCUUAGAGCUCUAUAAUGAAGAGGUCCUUGACUUAUUUGAUACCACUCGUGAUAUUGAUGCAAAAAAUAAAAAAUCAAAUAUAAGAAUUCAUGAAGAUUCAACUGGAGGAAUUUAUACUGUGGGCGUUACAACACGUACUGUGAAUACAGAAUCAGAGAUGAUGCAGUGUUUGAAGUUGGGUGCUUUAUCCCGGACAACUGCCAGUACCCAGAUGAAUGUUCAGAGUUCUCGUUCACAUGCCAUUUUUACCAUUCAUGUGUGUCAAACCAGAGUGUGUCCCCAAAUUGAUGCUGACAGUGCAACUGAUAAUAAAAUUAUUUCUGAAUCAGCACAGAUGAAUGAAUUUGAAACCCUGACUGCAAAGUUCCAUUUUGUUGAUCUCGCAGGGUCAGAAAGAUUGAAGCGUACUGGAGCUACAGGCGAGAGGGCAAAAGAAGGCAUUUCUAUCAACUGUGGACUUUUGGCGCUUGGCAAUGUCAUUAGUGCCUUGGGAGACAAAAGCAAGAGGGCCACACAUGUCCCCUACAGAGAUUCCAAGCUAACGAGACUACUACAGGAUUCCCUUGGGGGUAAUAGCCAAACAAUCAUGAUAGCAUGUGUCAGCCCUUCAGACAGAGACUUUAUGGAAACGUUAAACACCCUGAAAUAUGCCAAUCGAGCUAGAAAUAUCAAGAAUAAGGUGAUGGUCAAUCAGGACAGAGCUAGUCAGCAAAUCAAUGCACUUCGUAGUGAAAUCACACGACUUCAGAUGGAGCUCAUGGAGUACAAAACAGGUAAAAGAAUAAUUGACGAAGAGGGUGUGGAAAGCAUCAAUGACAUGUUCCAUGAGAAUGCUAUGCUACAGACUGAAAAUAAUAACCUGCGUGUAAGAAUUAAAGCCAUGCAAGAGACGGUUGAUGCACUGAGGUCCAGAAUUACACAGCUUGUUAGUGAUCAGGCCAACCACGUUCUUGCCAGAGCAGGUGAAGGAAAUGAGGAGAUUAGUAAUAUGAUUCAUAGUUAUAUAAAAGAAAUCGAAGAUCUCAGAGCAAAAUUAUUAGAAAGUGAAGCAGUGAAUGAGAACCUUCGGAAAAACUUGACAAGAGCCACAGCAAGAGCGCCAUAUUUCAGUGGAUCAUCAACUUUUUCUCCUACUAUACUAUCCUCAGACAAAGAAACCAUUGAAAUUAUAGACCUAGCAAAGAAAGAUUUAGAGAAGUUGAAGAGAAAAGAAAAGAGGAAGAAAAAAAGGCUACAGAAACUUGAGGAAAGCAAUCGAGAAGAAAGAAGUGUGGCUGGUAAAGAGGAUAAUACGGACACUGAUCAAGAGAAGAAAGAAGAAAAGGGUGCUUCAGAAAGAGAAAACAAUGAAUUAGAAGUGGAAGAAAGUCAAGAAAUGAGUGAUCAUGAGGAUGAAGAAGAGGAGGAGGAGGAGGAGGAAGAUGACAUUGAGGGUGGUGAAAGUUCUGAUGAAUCAGAUUCUGAAUCAGAUGAAAAAGCCAAUUAUCAAGCAGACUUGGCAAACAUUACUUGUGAAAUUGCAAUUAAGCAAAAGCUGAUUGAUGAACUAGAAAACAGCCAGAAAAGACUGCAGACUCUGAAAAAGCAGUAUGAAGAGAAGCUAAUGAUGCUGCAACAUAAAAUUCGGGACACUCAGCUUGAAAGAGACCAGGUGCUUCAAAACUUAGGCUCAGUAGAAUCUUACUCAGAAGAAAAAGCAAAAAAAGUUAGGUCUGAAUAUGAAAAGAAACUCCAAGCCAUGAAUAAAGAACUGCAGAGGCUUCAAGCAGCUCAAAAAGAACAUGCAAGGUUGCUUAAAAAUCAGUCUCAGUAUGAAAAGCAAUUGAAGAAAUUGCAGCAGGAUGUGAUGGAAAUGAAAAAAACAAAGGUUCGCCUAAUGAAGCAAAUGAAAGAAGAACAAGAGAAAGCCAGACUGACUGAGUCUAGAAGAAACAGAGAGAUUGCUCAGUUGAAAAAGGAUCAACGUAAAAGAGAUCAUCAACUUAGACUUCUGGAAGCCCAAAAAAGAAACCAAGAAGUGGUUCUACGUCGCAAAACGGAAGAGGUUACAGCUCUUCGUCGGCAAGUAAGACCCAUGUCAGAUAAAGUGGCUGGGAAAGUUACUCGGAAGCUGAGUUCAUCUGAUGCCCCUGCUCAGGACACAAGUUCCAGUGCAGCUGCUCUUGAAACAGAUGCAUCAAGGACAGGAGUCCAGCAGAAAAUGAGAAUUCCUGUGGCGAGAGUCCAGGCCUUACCAACGCCCACAACAAAUGGAACCAGGAAAAAAUAUCAGAGGAAAGGAUUGACUGGCCGAGUGUUUAUUUCCAAGACAGCCCGCAUGAAGUGGCAGCUCCUUGAGCGCAGAGUCACAGACAUCAUCAUGCAGAAGAUGACCAUUUCCAACAUGGAGGCAGAUAUGAAUAGACUCCUCAAGCAACGGGAGGAACUGACAAAAAGACGAGAGAAACUUUCAAAAAGAAGGGAGAAGAUAGUUAAGGAGAAUGGAGAGGGAGAUAAAAAUGUGGCUAAUAUCAAUGAAGAGAUGGAGUCACUGAUUGCUAAUAUAGAUUACAUCAAUGACAGUAUUUCUGAUUGUCAAGCCAACAUAAUGCAGAUGGAAGAAGCAAAGGAAGAAGGUGAGACUUUGGAUGUUACUGCAGUCAUUAAUGCCUGCACCCUUACAGAAGCCCGAUACCUGCUAGAUCACUUCCUGUCAAUGGGCAUUAAUAAGGGUCUUCAGGCUGCCCAGAAAGAGGCUCAAAUUAAAGUACUGGAAGGUCGACUCAAACAAACAGAAAUAACCAGUGCUACCCAAAACCAGCUCUUAUUCCAUAUGUUGAAAGAGAAGGCAGAAUUAAAUCCUGAGCUAGAUGCUUUACUAGGCCAUGCUUUACAAGAUCUAGAUAGCGUACCAUUAGAAAACGUAGAGGAUAGUACUGAUGAGGAUGCACCUUUAAACAGCCCAGGAUCAGAAGGAAGCACACUGUCUUCAGAUCUCAUGAAGCUUUGUGGUGAAGUGAAACCUAAGAGCAAGGCCCGAAGGAGAACCACCACUCAGAUGGAAUUGCUGUAUGCAGAUAGCAGUGAACUAGCUUCAGACACUAGUACAGGAGAUGCCUCCUUGCCUGGCCCUCUUACACCUGUUGCAGAAGGGCAAGAGAUUGGAAUGAAUACAGAGACAAGUGGUACUUCUGCUAGGGAAAAAGAGCUCUCUCCCCCACCUGGCUUACCUUCUAAGAUAGGCAGCAUUUCCAGGCAGUCAUCUCUACCAGAAAAAAAAAUUCCAGAGCCUUCUCCUGUAACAAGGAGAAAGGCAUACGAGAAAGCAGAAAAAUCAAAGGCCAAGGAACAAAAGCACUCAGAUUCUGGAACUUCAGAGGCUAGUCUUUCACCUCCUUCUUCCCCACCAAGCCGGCCCCGUAAUGAACUGAAUGUUUUUAAUCGUCUUACUGUUUCUCAGGGAAACACAUCAGUUCAGCAGGAUAAGUCUGAUGAAAGUGACUCCUCUCUGUCGGAGGUACACAGCAGAUCCUCCAGAAGGCUCCAAUUUUUCAAUGUUCUUCUUAAAAUGGGACAUCUAAAACUACACCUACCUCAUUCCAUAUAUGGCCUACAUAGAAUGCAGGGCAUAAUCAACCCAUUUCCAGCUUCAAAAGGAAUCAGAGCUUUUCCACUUCAGUGUAUUCACAUAGCUGAAGGACAUACAAAAGCUGUGCUCUGUGUGGAUUCUACUGAUGAUCUCCUCUUCACUGGAUCGAAAGAUCGUACUUGCAAAGUAUGGAAUCUGGUGACUGGGCAGGAAAUAAUGUCACUAGGGGGUCAUCCCAACAAUGUUGUGUCUGUAAAAUACUGUAAUUAUACCAGUUUGGUCUUCACUGUUUCAACAUCUUAUAUUAAGGUGUGGGAUAUCAGAGAUUCAGCAAAGUGCAUUCGGACACUGACGUCUUCAGGUCAAGUUACUCUUGGAGAUGCUUGUUCUGCAAGUACCAGUCGAACAGUAGCUAUUCCUUCUGGAGAGAACCAGAUCAAUCAAAUUGCCCUAAACCCAACUGGCACCUUCCUCUAUGCUGCUUCUGGAAAUGCUGUCAGGAUGUGGGAUCUUAAAAGGUUUCAGUCUACAGGAAAGUUAACAGGACACCUAGGCCCUGUUAUGUGCCUUACUGUGGAUCAGAUUUCCAAUGGACAAGAUCUAAUCAUCACUGGCUCCAAGGAUCAUUACAUCAAAAUGUUUGAUGUUACAGAAGGAGCUCUUGGUACUGUGAGUCCCACCCACAAUUUUGAACCCCCUCAUUAUGAUGGCAUAGAAGCACUAACCAUUCAAGGGGAUAACCUAUUUAGCGGGUCUAGAGAUAAUGGAAUCAAGAAAUGGGACUUAACUCAAAAAGACCUUCUUCAGCAAGUUCCAAAUGCACAUAAGGAUUGGGUCUGUGCCCUGGGAGUAGUGCCAGACCACCCAGUUUUGCUCAGUGGCUGCAGAGGGGGCAUUUUGAAAGUCUGGAACAUGGAUACUUUUAUGCCAGUUGGAGAGAUGAAAGGUCAUGAUAGUCCUAUCAAUGCCAUAUGUGUUAAUUCCACCCACAUUUUUACUGCAGCUGAUGAUCGAACUGUGAGAAUUUGGAAGGCUCGCAAUUUGCAAGAUGGUCAGAUCUCUGACACAGGAGAUCUGGGGGAAGAUACUGCCAGUAAUUAAACAUGAGUGAAGAUAAGUUGUAAACUGAAUGCUGUGAUAAUACUCUGUAUUCUUUAUGGAAAAUUUCCUGCACUUAUUAGGCAAAGCGUAUGAAUGGGAUUAACUGGAAAAUAUAUCUGAAUUCAACUGCUGACUAUAAAUUAUAUUCUAAUAAAAUUGUGUACUAUCUUGUGUGCUUAGAUUUAAGAUCAAUCAAUAGAUAUAUAUCCUACAAUUGAUAUAUUGCUUUAUUCGCACUUUUAUUGUAGCUGAAUUUUUGUGCCUAUCUAUAAAACACACCUUCAAAUUAUUUGAAUUACAAGACAUCUGCUUUUGUGACAGUCAGAAAACACACCUGGCAUACAAUGCAACCCACUGUUAACUCAUUCAUAUAGUUUAUUCAAGUGAUUUAUGUAUUUAAACAUAUUGAAAAUGUUAGUCAAAUUGUGGUUUACUUGUCAGGUAUUUUUAUCAGUCUGUAGAGAGUUCCCAAAUUUCAAAGCUCUUUUAAUGUAAUGGACAAAAAUAAGAUAUGAGAAUAUUAUUGAUGAAUUUUCAUAAGGUGGAAUUGAUCUUAAUCUACUAAUAGAGAAGGGUAAACAGUUUGUGUUAAAUGUUGGCAUUUACUUGUAUUGACCAAAGUUUUGCAGCUCUACUAUAUUCUGUGCUCAGGACUAAAAUGCUGUUAAAUUGUUGGGUUUUUUUUUUUUUUUUUUUUUUUUUUCAGUGCUGUGCAUAUAUUCUGUGAUGGGAAACGUUGUUGAUGUCCUAACAGAAAUAUAUUUUGAUCUAUUUUCCUAUGGAGUUGUUUCUAUUAUCACCAUUUAAUUUUGUUUUUAUUUAAUAGUAGUAUUUCCUUCCCUUUUAUCUAAUUUUUUUAUAUGCUGCUAAAUAUAUUUUAAAUACACUAUGUUUGCAAACCUUGGUAGCUAUGGUGAGAACUAUUAUCAUCUGUGGUGGGAAAAGCUAUGUAAAUAGGUAGAUUGUAUAGAGAGACUAUCUUGUGUUGUGCCUGUAUGAAUUUUUAAAAGCUGUUGAUUGGAUUUUGCAAAAGGAUGUAUAAUAUUUCCGUCUGCCUAGAAUAUUAAUUUGUAAAUUCUGCAAGUUUAAUUUUUAUGUGGAUGGUAUAACAUUUGAAAAUAUUGUCUUACAUGAUUUUUUUCCCCUGAAAAUAUUUGCUUGUAAAUGAAAACUUAGCUAGGGCUUAAAUAAACAUGUUGCUAUGAAAUUA